AUGUGGUUUGCAAAUUCUCCUAAUUCAAAGGACUUCGAGCGUCAUAGUGGCGGCGAUGGUUCUGAGAAGAUGGAAACCAAAGCCAGCGUACAGAAAAGCUUAGAAUCCGUGCAACCAAACAAUCCUUCCACAAGUGAAGUUGAUCAACAUGUGAAAUGGAUAGAACCGAUUGAACGGAAACUUGGUAAAUUGACGGAAAAUCCAAGCAGCAACUUAAGCAUUUAUAAGGUUCCAAGCAAGCUUAGAAAACUCAAGGAAAAUGUAUAUAGGCCAUGUAUUGUCUCAAUCGGACCUUUUCACCAUGGCGAGAGUGACCUGCUAGCUAUGGAAGAACGCAAAUGGGGGUACAUGUUAAGCCUACUUUGUCGUACAUCCGACCCAAAAAAGAACUUGGAGGCUGAGGCUGAGGCAUCAUUGGUGGAAAUACUGCUAGUUGAUGGUUGCUUCAUUCUUGAACUUCUUCUGAAGUGCUCAGAUAAGAAAUUCAAGGACAAAGACGAUCCCAUUACAAACAAUGUUUGGAUGGUCCCUGCCAUUCAACGUGAUUUGGCCCUGCUCGAGAACCAAAUUCCAUUUAUUGUUAUUCUCACGUUGUUUGCCACUUUAAAGUCGAAGAGUAAACCUAAUGAUCCACUAGCAUCAGCAUGUUCUUGUUCGCUACCAGAGAUUGCUAUGCUCUUCUUUCAGCUGGUACACAAUUCACAGAUGCCAUGGAUAUCCAAGGAACUCUAUGAAGACGACAAGCAUUUACUUGACAUGUUGCAUAAAGUUUACCUACCUAAUAUUCCUGUCAUUUGUGUGUCUUCCACAAAAUACCCUGAAGACAAUGACGUGUGGGGAUUUAGACAUUAUGCGACAAAACUUUCAGAAGCUGGAAUUGUGUUUGAAAAGGGUACACAAGGUGGUUUGCUCGAUAUAUCAUUCCAUGAAGGCGUAUUGGUGAUUCCGCCUUUUAGCAUUGAUGAAACACUGGAUUUACGCUUGAGGAACCUAAUUGCUUUUGAGCAGUGCAGCUUUCGCACAAGACACCACAUUUCUUCAUAUGUCUUGCUCAUGAGUAGACUCAUCCAAUCGUCCAAUGACAUCAUAUUUCUUCGGGGCAAAGGGAUCAUAACAAAGAUUCCGGGGACUGCUGAAGACGCUUCAACUUUUUUCAGCAGCAUGUGCAAUGGAGUUGUUUUUAGAGACUUCUAUUUCACAGAGUUGUGUGAGAAUGUGAAUGUAUAUGCCAACUCCAGGUGGGAUUGUCAAAUAAUUAAAGCUCUGCUGCUGGUUAAGUGCAGCCGUUACCUGUUCGAACUAUUCCGUGAUUAUUUCUCGAAUCCGUGGAGAGCUGCCUCAGUGUUUGCUGCCGUUGUGCUUCUGGUCCUCACUUUCUUACAGACUAUAUACACAAUGCGUUCUUAG
Molecule: messenger RNA, 1407 nt
Organism: Ilex paraguariensis (yerba mate)
Lineage: Eukaryota; Viridiplantae; Streptophyta; Magnoliopsida; Aquifoliales; Aquifoliaceae
Source: the annotation of a GenBank genome assembly